CUGACCCCGGGAGCUCCAGGCGUCAAGCUCACCGCGCGGUCCUCCUCACUUGACCACUUCUCCCGUUCGCCUUCAUUGAUCAUCUACUUGCUUGUUUCUUCUUUGAUAUUCACUUACCGCAAACAUGUUCUCUUGGGUAUCGCCGGCAAGGACUUCGUCAUUCUUGCAGCAUCCAAGGCCGCAAUGAGAGGCCCGACAGUUCUGAAGGCCGAGGAUGAUAAGACACGACAGCUGAACAAGAACACACUCAUGGCUUUCUCUGGAGAGUCUGGAGAUACUGUUCAAUUUGCCGAAUAUAUCCAAGCCAACGCUGCGCUUUACAGCAUGCGUAACGACACCGAACUCAGCCCCUCCGCCGUUGCCAAUUUCGUUCGGGGAGAAUUGGCGCGCAGUCUGCGAUCACGGAGCCCGUACACCGUCAACCUACUGCUCGGUGGCAUAGACCCGGUCACUGAGGCUCCCCAUCUCUACUGGAUUGACUACCUUGCGUCAUUGGCACCCCUACCAUAUGCUGCCCACGGUUAUGCCCAAUACUACUGUCUAUCCAUCCUCGACAAACACCACAACCCUAACAUCAAUCUGGAUGAGGGACUCAAGCUCCUCACUUUGUGCACAGACGAGCUGAAGCGCAGACUACCUAUCGACUACAAGGGAGUCUUGGUGAAGGUAGUGACGAAGGACGGUGUGAGGGAAAUAGACGUUGAUAACGAUAAGGUGGUCAAGUGUGCUUAAUGGUCGACAUGAGGCGUUUGUUGAAUCACAUCCUAUGACGUUUUCUUUGGUUAUGGCUUCAUCUUGGCAUGGUAUGACUUAGGCUGUAACAAAUGAGUGGAU
Penicillium antarcticum is the source of this 834-nucleotide messenger RNA. RefSeq names its product proteasome core particle subunit beta 4 (gene pre1). Lineage: Eukaryota; Fungi; Ascomycota; Eurotiomycetes; Eurotiales; Aspergillaceae. Gene Ontology annotation, biological process: proteasomal protein catabolic process. The transcript is spliced from 5 exons. Gene Ontology annotation, cellular component: proteasome core complex, beta-subunit complex; nucleus; cytosol. The record is from RefSeq and is a predicted model, not a curated record. Gene Ontology annotation, molecular function: peptidase activity.